UCUUCUGGGUGUGGUUUUGCAGCGGGGGUACCGUUAGCAGGAAAUCAAGCUCCCAGUCCAUUUUAGUAAGAGGCGAAACAAAGAAAAACACUUUUCGAGCGGGGGGACUGAAAUAGCUCUUCUUAGUCAGAUAAGAAAAAGCGGUUGUUUCCUGCAUACGACUGGCGUUUUUCUUUUUGGACGCCGUUUGUCUCUGAUGGGAAAAAGUUUUUCAUACUAGUCAUCUGGUUUACGACUUAAAUCUGAGCCGGGCGUAGAGGAAAAGAUGCCGAAAACAAUUAGUGUGAAAGUCACCACAAUGGACGCUGAGCUGGAGUUUGCCAUUCAGCCCAACACAACGGGGAAGCAGCUCUUUGACCAGGUUGUGAAGACCAUUGGACUGCGAGAAGUUUGGUAUUUUGGACUUCAGUACCAAGAUACAAAGGGCUUCUCAACAUGGCUAAAGCUCAAUAAGAAGGUGACAGCUCAGGAUGUGCGGAAGGAAAGCCCGAUGCUGUUUAAGUUCCGAGCCAAGUUCUUCCCAGAGGAUGUGUCAGAGGAGUUAAUCCAGGAUGCCACGCAGCGGCUUUUCUUCCUGCAGGUGAAGGAGGCGAUCCUAAGUGACGACAUCUACUGCCCCCCAGAGACGGCGGUGCUCCUCGCCUCUUACGCUGUGCAAGCUAAGUUCGCUGACUACAACAAAGAAGUCCACACGACGGGCUAUCUGAACGGAGAGCAGCUGCUGCCUCAGAGAGUUCUGGAUCAGCACAAACUUAACAAGGAGCAGUGGGAGGAAAGGAUUCAAGUGUGGCAUGAAGAGCACAAGGGCAUGAUUAGAGAGGACUCCAUGAUGGAAUAUCUGAAAAUUGCUCAAGAUCUGGAGAUGUAUGGAGUCAACUACUUCAACAUCAAGAACAAGAAAGGAACUGAGCUGUGGCUUGGAGUGGACGCUUUGGGUCUGAACAUUUAUGAACAAACCGACAAAAUGACGCCUAAAAUUGGAUUUCCCUGGAGUGAAAUAAGAAAUAUUUCCUUCAACGACAAGAAGUUUGUUAUCAAACCGAUUGACAAAAAAGCUCCGGACUUUGUGUUCUACGCUCCCAGACUGCGGAUCAACAAACGCAUUUUGGCUCUGUGCAUGGGCAACCAUGAGCUCUACAUGCGCCGCCGUAAACCAGACACCAUCGAAGUUCAGCAGAUGAAGGCUCAGGCCCGGGAAGACAAGAACCACAAAAAGAUGGAGAGAGCUCUGUUAGAGAAUGAAAAGAGAAAAAGAGAGGUUGCUGAAAAGGAGAAGGAGAAGAUUGAAAAAGAAAAGGAAGAACUGAUGGAGAGACUAAGACAAAUUGAAGAGCAGACAAAGAAAGCCCAACAAGAGCUGGAGGAGCAGACUCAGAGAGCUCUGGAGCUGGAGCAGGAGAGGAAACGGGCCCAGGUGGAGGCUGAACGUCUGGAAAAUGAUCUCAAGAGCGCAGAGGAAGCCAAAAUGGCGCUGCUGCAGCAGUCAGAGAGUCAGAUGAAGAACCAGGAACAUCUGGCCACAGAGUUGGCUGAUCUGACCUCAAAGAUCUCCCUGCUGGAGGAUGCAAAGAAGAAAAAAGAAGAAGAGGCGGAGGAGUGGCAGCAGAAGGCAACCCUUGUGCAAGAGGACCUGGAGAAGACCAAAGAAGAGCUUAAGAACAAGGUGAUGGUCGCCCACGUGCAGGAACCCCUCAACGCAGAAAACGAACACGACGAGAACGACGAGAGCAGCGCCGAGGCCAGCGCCGAGUUCACAGGUGCUGUCACCUACAAGGACCGCAGCGAGGAGGAGCGAAUGACCGAGGCAGAGAAGAACGAACGCUUGCAGAAACACCUACUGGCCUUGAGCUCAGAGUUGGCCAAUGCUCGAGAUGAGACCAAGAAAACGGUGAACGACAUGAUCCACGCAGAGAACAUGAAAGCGGGACGCGACAAGUACAAGACCCUCCGACAGAUCCGGUCAGGAAACACCAAACAGCGCAUUGAUGAGUUCGAAUGCAUGUGAUGUGCACGUUCAAAGGCCCCCACACUGCCGGGACUGCAGUCCUGCCUCACUUUAGCUGUUUCUGCUCCUCCCAAACGAAUCCGACCCAUCGAGAUGCCGCUCAAGCACAUGCUCAGAUCUGGAAAAUUCCUUUUAAUUUUAACUUUUAGAAAAGUCAUUGGUAAAAAGGGACUCUUUUUUUUUUUUUGGUAGUCUAUUCCUCACAAGGGGGUUUAUGUAACAUCUUAGCAAAGAACUUCUAUAUCCAUUAUUGACAUCGAGCAAAGAUUUUUAUUUUGUUUUGUUUCCUCUACAAUUUUGUCACAGAUUUUCAUGCAAUUAUUCCAAAAUAAAAGCCUUGGAAACCGAUGUUUUACAGCUUGACAACUGGGCAGGAGACGACCUUCUGCCACACACUUGCAAAGGUUUCAGGACAUGCGUCUUCGCCCCAUGACGCUUCCAGAAAGUUUCAAAACCAACUGCACUGCAGCCUUCACGUACAAAAAAACCACAUACAGUAUACCUGUCAUAUUGUAUGAAAUGUACCCAUAUACAAAGCAGUAUUAUUGUUUCUUUUUCAGAUCUAGCAUUUUUUAUGUACUUUUUCAUUUGAUUGCGUUCACCCUCUGUUACAAGUAACAAAGUAUUUAACAAGCCACCUACAAUGUGACAUUAAAGGUUUCAUUUUUGUUUAGAUGUUUUGGUCCUCUAUUUUUUUUGGUCGUUUAUUUUUCUGUAUUAAGCUUGGAUUGUAUAGCCGAAGAUCAAAAGUGCACCCCGGGGAAAAAAAAGAAAAAAGAAAUACUACGAUUGUGGCAGAUUAUUCCUGUAGUUAGUCAGAAAUUUGAAAUUCAGAAAAUUAAUAAACAGAACAAUAAAGUUCUGCAAAGUUACUGUAAGUUUAAAUACGUUAUGCAGUUUUUGUUUUGUCAGUUUUUUAUUAGGGUAUGUUUAUGAAAUACUCAUGAAUUGUGGGUAAAGUCAUCUGUAAAGCAUAGAAGCUAGAGUUAUGUCUGCCAAGAUGCACAUUUUUCUUAUUUAAAGGGGGAAAUCAGAAACAUGCGCCCAACAGAGAAUCGGUUUUGACAUGGACUGGAAAAGAACAUUUACCUUUUUUUAAAAUGAUCCAAAACAUACAGUAACAACAGACUUUUCCCACUCCAUGAUUCUUUAAAGACAUUUGUACAUUUGAUUACAUUUGUGUAUGUUGCAGUUGGGAUUUCCAGAUGUUAAAUAUUUGUGAUUUAAAAAAAAAAAGUCACCUGCAAGUCUAUUUUUAUUUCAUAAACAUCACAAAGAUACAUGUUUUUUUCCAAAAGAAGCUCAGUGCUGGGAGAGCAACAGGAGAGGAAAGCAUGCAGCCGGGGUGAUCCGGACCGGAGAAAGUCAGCUAGUUCUGGAAACAUGAGCAGAAAUGUUUGGGCCACUAAAGAAUUCUGGGUAUAAAGUGAGAAAAAAGGCCUUCAUAACUGCAAUUCUCUUGUUUUUGACAUCGGGAAAUGUUCACAGUUUAAUACUUGAUGGUAAAUUUUGACAGUUUCAAAGAGUUUUUGCUAGUUAGUAGUAACAAAUAUCCCUGGAUAUUUUCUUUUUGAUGAAAAUAAUUUUUACAUAUUUGUACCUAGAUGGAUUUUUUUAUACAGCCUGAACUCUGCUGAUUAUACUUCUUGUAUCUGACAUGCAAUUUAAAACAAAUAAAUAAAGAAACUAAUAGUUUUUGCUGUUUGACAGCUUUUA
This is a messenger RNA of Oryzias latipes (Japanese medaka), 3721 nucleotides long. RefSeq names its product moesin a (gene msna). NCBI's taxonomy places the organism in Eukaryota, Metazoa, Chordata, Actinopteri, Beloniformes, Adrianichthyidae. Gene Ontology annotation, cellular component: cytoskeleton. The record is from RefSeq and is a predicted model, not a curated record. Gene Ontology annotation, molecular function: actin binding.